Messenger RNA from Stylophora pistillata, 1893 nucleotides. RefSeq lists its product as uncharacterized. The record is from RefSeq and is a predicted model, not a curated record. Lineage: Eukaryota; Metazoa; Cnidaria; Anthozoa; Scleractinia; Pocilloporidae.
AACAAAUGAAGAACAAGCCGUGAUGAGAUGUCCGUACCGAGUACUACGGUACUAACUUACUAGCGUACUAAACAGAUGAGCAACAAGCCGUGAUGAAAUGUCCGUACCGAAUACUACAUGACUAACGUACUAAACAAAUGAAGAACAAGCAGUCAUUAUAUGUCUGUACUGAGUACUGAGGUACUAACGUACUAAAUAAAUGAGCAACAAGCCGUGAUGAGUUGUCCAUACCGAGUACUAAGGUACUAACGUACUAACGUACCAAAAAAAUAAACAACAAUCCGUGAUGAGAUGACCGUAGCGAGUACUACGGUACUAACGUACUAGCGCUCUAAACAAAUGAGCAACAAGCCGUGAUGAGUUGUCCGUACCGAAUACCACGAUACUAACGUACUAACGUACUAACCAGAUGAGCGUACUGACCAGAUGAUACCGUACUAGCGUACUAACCAGAUGAGCAACCUUCGGUGUGGGUUCAUACCAGCAUUAAUGUACUGCAGUAAAUGGUUUGAACCCGGGGGGUUCAAACUACUGGUGCCCGUAACGAGUGUACAACAAGCCAAUGUGAAUUUCCGUUCAGAAAGCCUUUUAGACGGCAAGGCUUGCUGUCACGAACAACGCAACACACUUGUGUUACGCACGUGAUUUUAUUGUGUAAUUUAGUUAAUCAUCGCCAUCUUUCGCAACCCCGUAACCCGAUCUUUUCACGACCUUUGUAACGGGAAUGACCUUAGUAAGCUUUACGAUACACGCGUUCGUCGCCUCUACGGAGAAAUUUGGGAGUUGGAGAAAUCUUUUUGCCUUCACACAGCCAGCAGGAAUUAUAACUUUUCACCGCAUGCUUCAAUGGUAACCAAGGAAUAAAUCGGUUUAAAAUCAGGCCUGUAAUGUGUGGUUGAACUCGGCGAACUCGGGAUCAAUACUUCCCGCAAGGACUUGGUCCGGGAACGCGACAGUGAAAAGUUAUAAUCGAUACACUUUAUUGGAGUGCCGUUGUGCAACACCUCACGGCUCACCGCCCCCAAAGUUUGGAGUCUGUAGAAUUGUAGAUCUGCACAUAACAUCGACAUCUUCGACAUGGCAGAAAACGUCAAAUACUCAUCACGGGAGAGCUAUUCGUCCGAACUCAAGAAGCCCUUGUUAAACACAGGAUCCGAUUCCAUUUCGCACGUGUCUGAAAAAUGUUCUCGCCCACGCAAAUCGUCAUCUGGCCGAUUGUCCUCCUCUACCAGUUCUAGCGUUGCACGGAGAAAGGCUUUGGCAGAAGCUGCAGCAGCGAAACAAGAAGCGAAAUUUGACAGACUGUUGGCCGAAAAGGAGUUCGAGAGAGUGGGAAUGGAGGCGGAAGAAGAGAGAAAACGUCAGUUUCGAAGGGCUAAAUUCGAAUGUGACAAGGCUGUCCUUACUGCGAAGAAGAAAGCUGCGAUUGCCGAAGCGAAGUUGAAGGUUAUCGAGCAGGCUAUAGAGGAAGAAGAAAAAGAAGAGCAAGACAUUACGAUCACUAUUCCAGAUCUCUAUAAACCCGUUGACACUAUACAACAGACGCAAGCUUGAUAAAACACGCAAAGGCCUCAGGAACCAAGGGAUUACGUGACAGAAAGUUCGAAACACCAACCAGAAAAAAGGGAAAUCACCCACAUGUACAGCACACCUAAAAGCGGACAGGAGAACGCGCUUCUCUCUGGUUUUCCAAGAACGAAUCCUUCGCACCUACUCCUAUAGAGGAAUUAGCGAGCAUCAAUCAAAUAUUGGCGGCAAAUCUUGCGCGACAAAAUCUCCCAAAGUGUCACCCAGAGGUAUUCGCGGGAGACGUAACACUUUUCCACCCCUGGAGAAGCGCAUUCAAGGCCAUGAUCAAGGACGCAGACGUGUCCCCGGAAAUGGAGAUAAACU